Molecule: messenger RNA, 3219 nt
Organism: Syngnathoides biaculeatus (alligator pipefish)
Lineage: Eukaryota; Metazoa; Chordata; Actinopteri; Syngnathiformes; Syngnathidae
Gene: nfatc4
Product: nuclear factor of activated T cells 4
Exons: 13
Coding region: 417-3032 (871 amino acids)
Biological process (GO): regulation of transcription by RNA polymerase II; calcineurin-NFAT signaling cascade; cytokine production
Cellular component (GO): transcription regulator complex
Molecular function (GO): DNA-binding transcription factor activity, RNA polymerase II-specific; transcription factor binding; RNA polymerase II cis-regulatory region sequence-specific DNA binding
Source: RefSeq, a predicted model, not a curated record
GGAAUGAUUGACGGGCAGGGAGACCCUAUGGGGACCGAGCGAAUGAGCGGUAGAACCCACCCAGAGGCAAUUAAGGGUAAAGGACGACAAAAAUAUUUCAUCAACUUCUUUUCCCCCCUCCUCCUCCUCUUCCUUCUCCUCCUCUUUUUUUCCCGUGUAGCGUGAGGAUGACAGAAAAGACUGACUGGGAAAGAGACAAAAAAAACUUUGGGAAACGCGAGACGUCAAGUUUGAAGACGAGCGGAAAAGUUCUGCCAAGAGUGAAGGUGGUCUGCGUCAUGACGUGCACUUAAAGAGAAGAGAAUCCCCCCCCCACCCCCCACCCCGACACACACCCCCAUCCCUUUUCCUACUCCUCGGAAGAAAAAAAACUUUAAUUUUUUUUUUUUUUUUGGGGGGGGGAGCACUCAUCGCCGAUGGGGGCCGCGCCGGGCUCCGGCUGGGAGGAAGGCGAGUUCGAGUUCAAGCUGGUGUUUGAGGAGGACGCGCAGCGACCGGAGGAGGACGGUUCCGGCUCCGGCUCCGCGGAGCCCUCUGACAGCAGCACCAGUGUGGAUCCAGACAGACACCGUCCCACCACUCAUGUGGAGCACUCCCCAGUUAGCGCCCCCAGCCCGCCACCCUCGGCCAACCAGCGGGCCGGGAUGCAUUCCCCGCCUCCGCGGAGAGCGCUGGCUAGAGAAUUCAGGGGCACCUAUGAGAGCCUGCCGGCACGCUCCGUUCAGGUUUCAGAGUCCCGUGUGGUGGAGUGUCCUAGCAUCCAGAUCACCACCAUCUCCCCUGAAGAUGAGCCGGCAUCCGCCCUCUCAUGGGACGUGGAGGGCGGACGUAGGUGGGACAAAGAGCAUCUCUACCUCCCCCUGCUGGACCCCUUCACCUACCGAGACAGGUACCCGGGGUCGCUUAGUCCCAGCCCUGCUUCCAGCCCCUCUUCCCGUGGCUGGUUGAGUCCGGGCUCCAGCUGCGACUCUCUGCUGGUGGAAGACGAGGAGCUCAGCGAGGCCACGCUCAAUUUCGGGCUGUCGCCGUCCUCUCGGCCAUCUUCUCCGGGAGGAAAGAAGCGGAGAAACUCGCCCCUUGCUUCCCCGUGCUCGUCCCGAAGGGGGAGCUACUCUGAUGAACUGCAGGGCCUGGAGGGAGGAGACUCGGGCCCUCUGUUGCAGACUUCGUCUGGUAGCUGUGAGCUCAGCAUCCCACAGAAAACGAGGAAGACAUCAGUGGAGCAGUUGUCUCCAAGGGAUCAGGAGCAGGCCCCAGAGACCACACAGACCAGGAGAGACCCCUCUUCAAUGAGUAUGGACUACCUUUCGGUACCCCCUGCUCUGGCUUGGGGGCGGACUCGAGGCAACGCCCACAGUCCUCUCUUCAGGUCAAAUGCCCUCCCGCCGCUCGACUGGCCCCUGCCCUCCCAGUUUGACCAGUACGAACUACGCAUCGAGGUGCAGCCCCGUCCGCACCACCGAGCCCACUACGAGACCGAGGGGAGCCGAGGAGCCGUCAAGGCUGCUCCGACUGGACAUCCUGUUGUCAAGCUCCUCGGCUACAACGAGAGGAAAUCGCUUUCCCUCCAGGUUUUUGUCGGAACCGCAGAUGAUCGGUCCAUCAGGCCACACCCAUUUUAUCAGAUACACAGAGUGACUGGGAAAAUGGUUGGGACCACCAGUCAUGAGACCAUCCAGGUGGGAACAAAAGUGCUGGAUAUUCCCCUCAACCCAGAGAACCACAUGACUGCACUAAUCGACUGUGCUGGGAUUCUCAAGCUGAGGAACUCGGACAUUGAGCUGAGGAAGGGCGAAACUGACGUCGGUAGGAAGAACACGCGGGUGCGCUUGGUCUUCCGAACCCACCUCCCUCUGGCGCCCCCUGCUGCUCCCCCUGGUCGGGUACUGGCCCUGCAGGUGGUCUCGCUGCCUAUAGAGUGCUCCCAGCGGUCGGCACAGGAGCUCCCCGUCAUUGAGUCAGUCAGCCUCACUUCCUGUUCGGUUGAGGGCGGCGAGGAGCUCCUGCUGAGCGGCACCAACUUCAUGGCAAUCUCUAGAGUUGUUUUCAUGGAGAGAAGCACAGACGGUAAACUUCAGUGGGAAGAGGAAGCUCAAGUGGACCGUGACAACAGCAAUGAGUGUUUGCUGUGCACAAGGGUUCCGCCCUACUGUGACCUGUCCAUCUCUCAUCCAGUGUCGGUCAGUCUUUACAUUUCCAAUGGGAAGAGGAAAAGGAGCAGCACUCAUUGCUUCAAAUAUGUCCCCAUUAUGUUUAAGGAAGAAGACCCACUGCUCUCCCGGUCCCAGGCACCACCUCUAAAGUCCCAGCAGGAAGGGGCGGUGUGUUCUUCGGUGGGGGGUCAGUCCAGAAUGAAUGUGAGGUCCGACCCCAUGACAGACGAGCAGACGGCGCUUGGAUUCAACCUGUCCCCCUAUCCGCCCACCUACUCUCCUCCAUGCACCAGCCUGGAUUACCAGGAGGAGUAUGGCGCUGACACUGUGACAGCGGAGCCUGGCGGGACGGGCCCCGUCGUGUCCGAGCAUCACCCCAGCUUUGAGAACCUGGAGCUGGGUUUCACUGAGCUCCUCCCCCCUCUGUACUUGCGCAGUCCCCAACCACCCUCCCCCUCUCCCUGGCUCGACUCACCCUACCUGUCCUCCUCACCCUCUCCCUCCCACUCCUCCUCUCUUAGCCCUUUCCCAGCCGGCAGCCCGAUCUCCACCUCGCCUCUUCCUCCUGUUCCGACCCCGCCGUACGCCCAGUACUCUGCUUAUCCUCAGGAGAUGUGCCCCUCGCCCCCUACACAUCUGAGCACCUAUCAGGACAUGUGUUCAGCGCCUUACUCCAACUAUGAGCGAUGGGACCCCCAAGGGGGUCUUCUGGGAAUGGGCCACAGGGAUGAGAGGGAUGCCAAGAUUCAGGAGUGCCCUCUGGAGUUCACCAGCUCCAACAACAUGCACCCCAUCACAUUUGAGGAAGUGUCAGAGUACAUUGGGCAGGACUUGCAGUCCUUCCAGGACCCCCCGCAGACCAACAAGCAGUCACAUUGAUGAUGUCAUCAUUCUGCAUCAUUCCUUUUCGUAAUGCACUUCCUAUAUAACACAACCUCCUGCUCCACCUUUCCUGCUUUGUCGGCGGGAAUUCAUAUUUCUUAUGUGGUUAUGGCCAUAGGUACAUAUACGCAUUUUUUUUUGUUUUAUAUAUGGAUAUUUUAUAACGGGAAAGUCAUGUUUUUGU